Messenger RNA from Apodemus sylvaticus (European woodmouse), 569 nucleotides. RefSeq names its product biogenesis of lysosomal organelles complex 1 subunit 1 (gene Bloc1s1). The record is from RefSeq and is a predicted model, not a curated record. Lineage: Eukaryota; Metazoa; Chordata; Mammalia; Rodentia; Muridae. The transcript has 4 exons. The coding region runs from base 109 to 486 and encodes 125 amino acids. Gene Ontology annotation, biological process: endosomal transport. Gene Ontology annotation, cellular component: BLOC-1 complex.
ACGUGAUCGCGUGGUCACGUGACUCCGUUCCGGGUGAGCCGAGGCACAGUGCGGCUCCCGCGGCCUUAGGGAGGGGCCCGUCGUGCCCACACCCAGCCACAACCGACCAUGCUGUCCCGCCUGCUCAAAGAACACCAGGCCAAGCAGAACGAACGCAAGGAGCUGCAGGAGAAGAGGAGGAGAGAAGCUAUCACUGCAGCGACCUGCCUGACUGAAGCGUUGGUGGAUCACCUCAACGUAGGUGUGGCCCAGGCCUACAUGAACCAGAGAAAGCUGGACCAUGAGGUGAAGACCCUACAGGUCCAGGCUGCCCAGUUUGCCAAGCAGACAGGCCAGUGGAUUGGAAUGGUGGAGAACUUCAACCAGGCACUUAAGGAAAUUGGGGAUGUGGAGAACUGGGCUCGGAGCAUCGAGCUGGACAUGCGCACCAUUGCCACUGCGCUGGAAUACGUCUACAAAGGGCAGCUGCAGUCUGCACCAUCCUAGGCUAAAUCCCACCCCUCCUACCUCUCCCUCCUCCCCAGGCAGGAGGGAGCCUGGUGAGCUAUGAAUAAAAACGCUCGCUUCCA